UUCAAACCCAUGGUUCUCCUCCACAGCAAGAACCUAUCCCCCUUAUCUGGCUCUCCUCCUCUGCCUGACUGAAUCUUCUCUCAGAUGAUCCAUCACCUGCAGCUGAUCUUUUUAGCCACACUGCAGCCACAACAUGAGCAUACGGAAACUGAGUUUCAAGUGGUUCGGAAGCCUCACCAACCUCUCCUUUCGCCGCUCCAGUGAGAAAUCUGACUCCAAGUCGAAGUCUGGGUGUGUGCCUGGAGAUGGCAGUGACUGUGCUACUGUCUCCACUAAGAUUCUGGCUCCAGUUGCUGAAACGACAGUGGACGACCUGGAUGCCAUGCGUCCUCGCACGGCCAGCUACGUCCGCUCCAGUGAGAGCUACACACAUGUAGGUACGCUGCCACGGCUAGUGAUGAAGAGGAGGGACAAGAGUCAAAAAGGAGGCUCCAGCAGCAGUAAGAAGAGCAAAGACAAGAGCAACCUCAGCAGAAGUCAAAGCCAGAGACCUGCAGGGGACCAAGACCGUGACCCCCUGAGAAUCACAGCCGACCCAUUCAAAGUGGCCCGGGAUGAAGCUGAAGUUGAAGCUGACACUGGGCUCACCCGGGACUACUUCACUGAUGACAAGAUGCAGCUCAAACCUACAGGUGAUACCAAUGACACAAACACCCAAAGCGUCACCUCCGGACCCACGGAUGUGCCGCCAUCUGGUGGCUCAAGUGCUACACUCCAACCAGAGGCUUGUGACGAGCAAGAAAUCACCCAGGCAGGUGCGGACUUGAACCCUGAUGAGACUUCGUCACCUCCACUCAGCCAGGGGAACGAUCAGACCAAGACUCAUGAGGAUGUUGGGUUAGAGCCCGGGGUUGUGUCUAAAACAGUGGAGGUGGCAGAGAGCAGUGGACUCACUGAAGGAGCAGGUGAAGGAAACCAAAAGUCUGACAGCAUUUACUGCCACAUGGAGCCAGCAGAAAGCCAGGCUGAAUAUGUCCAGUUCUCCAAGGAGAAGUACCUGCUGGAGUCUCCCCCUGAGAAACUUCGUAAGGAGCUGGAGGAGGAGCUUAAACUGAGCCCUGCUGACAUCAGGAGCCAUGGCUGGUACCAUGGACACAUACCCAGAGAGGUGUCAGAGACUCUGGUUGUGCGUAAUGGAGAUUUCCUGGUGCGUGACUCUCUGACCAGCGUGGGUGACUAUGUUCUGACCUGUCGGUGGAAUAAUGAGGUGCUGCACUUCAAGAUUAGCAAAGUCUUGGUCAAAUCCAAUGAGACCAAGGUGCAGUACAUGUUGGAGACAGACAAUUUCGACUCAGUCCAGGAGCUCGUGCGGUUCUACAUAGGCCAGCGCAAACCAGUCUCCCAGUCCAGCGGUGUCCACAUCUACUGUCCAGUCAGCAGGACUCUCCCUCUGCGCUACCUGGAGGCCACCUUCGCGCUGUCCAACAGCAAGCAAGGCUCUGCAUACUCACCGUCCAGUCAGAGGGGAGCGUACAUCAAGAGGAGGAGCGUCACCAUGACUGAUGGGCUGACGACAGAGAAGAUGAUACCUCACAGCCCAUCAACAAUCCACCACCACAAAGACGCAAUGCGGAACUGUGCAAUGAGCAUGGACCAGAUUCAGGAGUAUCGCUGCCCCUUGUCACCUGUUGGGGAGACCCCACUGUCUCCUGCGUAUAGUGCUAUCACCAGGCAGAGAGCCCACUCGAGCGGGCGGGUCCUGGCUGUCGUCCCACCCUCCCCCGUGAUGCGCCGUUCCAGCGACCCCCAGCUCAGCCCCUCAGCCAGUAACAACCCUCCAGAGCAUCCCGCGCAUACCUCUCACUCGGCGCACUCCUCCCCUGCCCAUCAUCCCACCUACCAGUCACAUUCUUCAGAAACAGCAGGGAGCUACUGUGACCUCAGACCUUGCCCCGCCGGACCCCCCAAGCCUCCGGCUAAGAGCUACGUGGAGCGGUUGCGAGUCGAGGAAGGGAGGGAGGAGGGAGCGAGGGAGGAAGGAGAAGGGAUGUUCUCCGCCCCACAGGUGGAAACGACAUCCUCAUUCAGACCAUCCAGGUACGAGUCUUGCCUUAUGCCGGCUGAGAAUAAGCCUCUGGAGAUGUCCGUGCUGAAGAGAGUCAAAGAGCUGCUGGCUGAGGUGGAUGCAAGGACCGCGGCUAAACACAUCACCAUGGUGGACUGCACGGUGGCUAGAAUAUUGGGCGUCUCCUCAGAGACGCAAAGGAUGAUGGGAGUGUCCUCAGGGCUGGAGUUACUGACACUUCCACAUGGACACCAGCUGAGACUUGACCUACUGGAGAGGUUCUACACCAUGUCUAUCAUGAUGGCGGUGGACCUGCUGGGCUGUACAGGAAGCACGGAGGAGAGGGCGGCCCUGCUCCAUAAGACCAUCCAGUUAGCAGCCGAGUUGAAGAGCAACCUGGGCAACAUGUUCGGCUUUGCAGCUGUGAUGAGAGCCCUGGAGCUGCCACAGAUUUCCCGCCUGGAGCAGACGUGGGUGACAUUACGGCAGAGACAUACAGAGGGCGCUAUUUUAUAUGAGAAGAAACUCAAACCUUUCAUGAAGAAUAUGAACGAUGGCAAAGAGUCUAGUGUUCUGUCCAACACCUCUUUCCCCCACAUCAUUCCCGUCCUGUCCCUGCUGGAGCGAGGCGUGGCUCUCGGGGAGGCGCUGGAGCCGUGGGAGAGCGCAGAGGUCGGAGUAGAUGUGGUCAUGUACCACCUAGAGGCAGCCCGUACCAUCGCACAUCACGGGGGAAUCUACAGAACCAACUCUGAGACCAAACUGCAGGGAUUCCAGGAGCGAGCAGAAAUCCACGAGAUCUUCCAGACGGAGUUUCAGAUGCGUCUCCUGUGGGGCAGCCGUGGCUCUGAGGGCAGCCAAUCAGAGCGUUACGAGAAGUUCGACAAAGUUCUCACAGCCCUAUCACACAAGCUAGAGCCUCCUGUGCGCCACAGUGAGCUAUAGCACCUGCUCGGAACACCCGCCAUCGACAAAAAAAACAAAACAAAAAAAAACAACCCCCCCCCCCAUCUGCACUCACCACUCAUAGUGGUAUGGUCUUGUUUUGCAUCGCAGAGGAUGAUGUGGAAGAGUCCAAUAUGAACACUGGGAGGGGUGAGAGUGACUGAAGAGGCAGCUAAAAGAGCAUGUGCAUUGAGCACUCGGAAUACAGAAAAGAGAGUUACUCACAUAAAACAUGUGUUGCACUGACUGUGGACUCCAAAUAAGGCAUGGGGUUCCUCCUGUUCCUCUCUGUGGACUUUCUCACUUAGCGCUAAAAUAUUUAAAUGGCAACAAAGAGGAGACAAGCUAAG
Molecule: messenger RNA, 3300 nt
Organism: Seriola dumerili (greater amberjack)
Lineage: Eukaryota; Metazoa; Chordata; Actinopteri; Carangiformes; Carangidae
Gene: sh2d3ca
Product: SH2 domain-containing protein 3C-like
Exons: 15
Coding region: 134-2950 (938 amino acids)
Biological process (GO): small GTPase-mediated signal transduction; positive regulation of peptidyl-serine phosphorylation
Molecular function (GO): phosphotyrosine residue binding; guanyl-nucleotide exchange factor activity
Source: RefSeq, a predicted model, not a curated record